AUGCUACUAGAAAAAGUUUCAGGAACAAUUGAAAUAUCUGGCUUCAAAAUUUACGAUUGCAACUGCAACAAGGCAGCAGUAUCUCUUUCCUUGAGUCUUAAUCAUAUUGGAGCUGUGGGUUAUGAUAUUGCAGAAUUGAAAAAACAACUCUGGCCUCAUGACGAGGUUGGUCCUGAAGUGUCCGAAAUUAUAAGAAUGAAAAAUAAGCGCCUCCAAAAUACCAGAGUGAUAAUGACAGUUUUCUCGCUGUUAACAGUCAGUAUGAGUAUACCGUUAAGUGGAGAUUAUAGCGAAGUCACAGUUAUUUUCUUCAUUAAGAAUUAUGAUGAGAUGCCGAAAAUGAUUACUCUUCUAUUUUCUACCACAAUGUUCUUCGCCAAAGUGUAUAGCAUGUAUGCAAUAAACAAUAUGAAUUUCUUAACACUAUUUACCAUUGACGAUAUAGCAUCCCAAAUGCUACUGUUGAGGAAAAAACUGAACUCUAUAAGAAAAUUGAAUGAUGAAAAGGAAGAAAAUUAUUAUGAUGAAUCAUAUCAGAAUUAUAUCGACGAAAUAUUGAGGAGCUGCAUUUCUCAGCAUAAAGUAAUUAUCAAGUAUGCUAAGAUGGCGAAGACAAGAUUAGACACCGCAUUACUGGUUGUAACUAGUACUGGUAUCCUCUGUUUAGCCUUUGUAUACCUACAAGCAAAAAUAGUAAGAUUAUCAAAAAAGAAAUAUCCAAAGAAAUAUAUGAAGGAUUUUAAUCUAUUUUAA
Molecule: messenger RNA, 753 nt
Organism: Harmonia axyridis
Lineage: Eukaryota; Metazoa; Arthropoda; Insecta; Coleoptera; Coccinellidae
Exons: 4
Coding region: 1-753 (250 amino acids)
Biological process (GO): sensory perception of smell; detection of chemical stimulus involved in sensory perception of smell
Cellular component (GO): plasma membrane
Molecular function (GO): olfactory receptor activity; odorant binding
Source: RefSeq, a predicted model, not a curated record